This is a messenger RNA of Panicum virgatum (switchgrass), 2482 nucleotides long. RefSeq names its product probable endo-1,3(4)-beta-glucanase ARB_01444. Lineage: Eukaryota; Viridiplantae; Streptophyta; Magnoliopsida; Poales; Poaceae. The coding region runs from base 64 to 2172 and encodes 702 amino acids. Gene Ontology annotation, molecular function: endo-1,3(4)-beta-glucanase activity. The record is from RefSeq and is a predicted model, not a curated record. The transcript has a single exon.
UCCGCUCCCGGCUCCCGGCCCUCCCGGAUCCCGCCCCCACCAGGCCACCAACCAGCAACCGCCAUGCCGCAGCCGCAUCGCGGCCGUCACAGCCCGGGCGCGCCGGUGCAGGCAGACCCCGCGUUCCCGCGCGCCACGUCCACGGUGGUUCCCGACCCGUCCCGCUUCUUCGCACCGGCGCUCCUCGCCGCGCCGCUGCCCACCAACGCCUUCUUCCAGAACUUCGUGCUCAAGGACGGGGACAUGCCGGAGUACAUCCACCCAUACUCCAUCCGCUCCCCCGGCGGCGGCGCGCUCGACGUCUGCUACCCGUCGCGGAGCCACUCGCCGUCUUCCGUCGUCCAGGCGUUCGUCGCCGACCUCACCGUCUCUGACGCCGCCGCAGCCGCCGGGAGCGCGCAGCGCCACGUCGUGUCGGCCUUCGACGACCUCUCCGUCACGCUCGACGUGUCCCGGUCCCUCCGCGCGCACCUCGUCCGCGGCUGCCCCUACGUCACCGUCACCACCAAUGCCACCGGCCCAACCGACAUCUCCGUCGCGUCCGUCCACGCCUUCGUCGAGCUCAGCUCCAGCCAGAGCCACCACGGAUGGACCAAGUGGCGCCUCCGGAUGGACAGCGGCCAGACCUUCCUGCUCUACGCCUCGGCCCCGAUCCGCCUCGCGCAGGCAACCCCCACGCAGCUCUCGGCGCCCGCCUUCGCCGGCGCCAUCCGGGUCGCCUACCUCCCGGACGCGUCCAUGGAGCCGGUCCUAGACCGCUACAGCCGCUGCUUCCCGACCGCGGGGCACGCCACGGUGAACCCGAACGGCCGGCCUUUCUGCGUCGACUACGCCUGGCACAGGGAGGGGCACGGGGAGCUGCUAAUGCUGGCGCACCCGCUCCACCUCCGCCUACUCGCACUCGCCGCCGGCGGCUGUGAGAACCGUGCCAGCGUCCGGGUGAUCGACGGCUUCCGGUACCGGAGCAUCGACGGCGACAUGGUUGGCGUCGUCGGCUGCUCCUGGGCGCUGCGCGCCGACCCGGUGCCCCCGACGUGGCACUCCACCCGCGGCGUCCGCGCGGACGGCGUGGCCGAGGUGGUGGCCGCGCUGCGCGCCGACGUGGCCGCGCUGGCGCCCGCCGCGGUCACCACCACCUCGUCCUACUUCUACGGGAAGGCGGUCGCGCGCGCGGCGCGGCUGGCGGUGAUCGCGGAGGAGGUCGGGUGCGCCGACGUGGUCCCGGCGGUGCGCGAGUUCCUGGCGGCCACCGUCACGCCCUGGCUGGACGGCAGCUUCCAGGGGAACGGCUUCCUGUACGACGCCACGUGGGGCGGGCUGGUGACGCUGCAGGGGCUCACCGACUCCGGCGCCGACUUCGGGUUCGGCGUCUACAACGACCACCACUACCACCUGGGCUACUUCCUGUACGCCAUCGCGGUGCUGGCGAGGUUGGACCCGAGCUGGGGCCGCCAGUACGCGCCGCAGGCCUACGCCAUGGUGGCCGACUUCAUGACGGUGUCGCGCGACAAUAAGUACGGCGGCGGCGGCGGCGGCAGCUUCUUCACGCGGCUGCGGAUGUUCGACCUCUGGACGCUGCACUCGUGGGCGGGGGGUCUGGCGGCGAUCCCCGACGGGCGCAACCAGGAGAGCACCAGCGAGGCCGUGAGCGCCUACUACUCGGCGGCGCUGGUGGGGCUUACCUACGGGGACGCGCGGCUCGCCUCCCUGGGCGCGACGCUGGCGGCGCUUGAGAUGCUGGCGGCGCAGACGUGGUGGCACGUCCGGGACGGGGAGGGCAUGUACGAGGCGGACUUCAGCGGGAGCAACCGCGUCGUCGGGGUGCUGUGGGCGAACAAGCGCGACAGCGCGCUGUGGUUCGCGCCGGCGGAGUGGAAGGAGUGCCGGCUCGGGAUCCAGCUGCUGCCCCUGCUGCCCAUCAGCGAGGCGCUGUUCCCGGACGUGGCGUUCGUCAGGGAGCUGGUGGAGUGGACGCUCCCGGCGCUGGCGAGGGACGGCGUCGGCGACUGGUGGAAGGGGUUCGUGUACGCGCUGGAGGGGAUUUACGACACCGAGGCGGCGCUGGCCAAGAUCCGAGAGCUCACCGCGCAUGAUAAUGGCAACUCGCUGACCAACCUGCUGUGGUGGUUGCACAGCCGUGGGCCUGCGGCAGCGUCGUCGCCUCAUCGGUGACGGGGAUGCCGGCCGCCGGGUUCAGGUUCGGCCGCCGCCGCUGCUGGUACCGCCACGGACAGUGACAGUGGUGGCCAGCACGAGUGACCAACCGUUCGUGUCAGCUUGUGGAGCAGAGCAGGUGAUCGGCUUUCAAUGGAGUGAGCGAGUGUGGAGUUUAUUGAAGUUGAAAAGUUACGAGAAAACCCUUUUAUGCCAUCCAAAUCUAUAGACAUUUCUUACAUGUCAUAUGCCAUCAAAUUCUAUAUGUAGUUUGACUUAGAACAUACCUAACACGACAUGUAAAUAAAAAUGAAGGGAGUAGAUGUUC